Molecule: messenger RNA, 2773 nt
Organism: Plodia interpunctella (Indianmeal moth)
Lineage: Eukaryota; Metazoa; Arthropoda; Insecta; Lepidoptera; Pyralidae
Exons: 11
Coding region: 276-2411 (711 amino acids)
Cellular component (GO): cytoplasm; nucleus; ribonucleoprotein complex
Molecular function (GO): RNA binding; ATP binding; RNA helicase activity
Source: RefSeq, a predicted model, not a curated record
UCAUAUCUUUUAUUCGACUUUCGUUUAUUUUACAGUACAGUGCAAGUGCAGAGCAGUGUGUGAUAGACCUUAAUGAAGCAAACGCCAGCAGCAAAAAAGCAAUAAAAAAAAACUAAAUUAAUAUGGCGGCGGAUAGCUUUUACUUUGGGUGAAACUUCGCCAAUUUUUUACCAAAAAAUAACUAAGUAGCUAAUUAAGCUGUGAAACAAGUAUUACAGUAGUUGAUUUAUUUCUUAACAAAUUACUAGUGAGACUAGAAUUAUAUAGUUAGUGAAAUGUAUGACGAUAGACGCGGUGGACGUGGCUCAAGUCGAGGCGGAGGACGUGGUGGAGGCCGCGGUGGUGGCCGCGGAGGUUCUAGAGGAGGUUCCAGAUCAGAAGAUAGAGGCGGAAGCCGCUUCGGUGGCAGCCGCGGCGGUAGCAGAGACGGUGGGCGCGGUGGUGGAAGAGAUAGUGGCCGCGGCUUCGGCGACAGGGGCGGACGAGAUGACUUUCGUGGAGGGAAAUUCAAGAAUGAUCAGCCUGGCGGAAAUCUUCGAAAGAUUCGCUGGGACGGGAUAACUCUAACACCUUUCCAGAAGAACUUUUAUGUUCCGCACCCCAACGUACAGAGACGUCCAGCUGUGGAAAUCGAAGCUUACCGCAGUCAGCAUCAGAUAACAGUGAAAGGCCGCGAAGUACCGGCUCCUAGCAUGUAUUUUGAGGAAGGUGGUUUCCCCGAUUAUGCUAUGAAGGAGAUUUUGAAACAAGGGUUCCCAAAUCCUACUCCUAUUCAAGCCCAGGGUUGGCCUAUAGCACUGUCUGGACGAGACAUGGUUGGGAUUGCACAAACAGGUUCAGGGAAAACGUUGGCUUACAUUCUACCUGCAAUAGUUCACAUUAUAAACCAGCCGCGUUUGUUGCGUGAUGAAGGACCAAUCGUUUUAGUUUUGGCUCCAACAAGGGAGCUAGCCCAACAGAUACAGCAGGCGUUGAUCUCAAUGAAUGGGAUCGCGGCGGAAAUGAUGGACGGCGAUCAGAGCAACUUGGAUAUAGUGGCCAAUGAUUUUGGCCAGAGUGUGCAGGUCCGUAACACUUGCAUCUUUGGUGGGGCUCCAAAGGGACCCCAGGGUCGGUGCUUGGAGCGAGGUGUGGAGAUUGUCAUUGCCACCCCUGGACGACUUAUUGACUUUUUGGAGAAAGGUACAACCAACCUGCGUCGGUGUACGUACUUGGUGUUGGACGAGGCCGACCGCAUGCUGGACAUGGGUUUCGAGCCUCAGAUCAGGAAGAUCAUUGAGCAAAUUAGACCAGACAGACAGGUUCUUAUGUGGUCUGCAACCUGGCCUAAAGAGGUUCAGAAUCUAGCUGAAGAGUUUUUGGAUGACUACAUUCAGAUCAACAUUGGAUCUCUGUCGUUAUCUGCAAACCACAACAUUCUACAGAUUGUUGAUGUUUGUGAUGAAUGGGAGAAGAAUGAGAAGCUCAUCACAUUGCUCAAUGAGAUAUCUUCAGAGGAAGAAACUAAAACUAUUAUUUUUGCUGAGACCAAAAGAAAGGUUGAUGAUAUAACUAAAGCUAUUAAUCGCGCGGGCUAUAGGGCCCUUGCUAUUCACGGUGAUAAAAAUCAACAAGACAGAGACUAUGUACUGAAUCAGUUCAGACAGAGCCACGGCGGCAUACUAGUCGCCACAGAUGUCGCUGCCCGAGGACUUGAUGUGGAAGAUGUGAAGUUUGUAAUAAACUAUGAUUACCCUAAUAAUUCUGAGGAUUAUGUACAUCGUAUUGGCCGCACUGGUCGAUCGCAAAAGACUGGUACAGCGUACACACUCUUUACUCCGAAUAAUGCGGCCAAGGCGAAGGAUUUGAUGUCGGUGCUGCAGGAGGCUAACCAAGUGGUUAAUCCUAAAUUACUGGAAUUGGCCCAAUGCGGCAUGGGGUUCAAAGGAAAAUAUGGUCGGGGUCGUUAUCGCGACCGCGACGAAGAAUCCCGCGCGGGAGCGGGAGGGGGCCGCGGGCGCGGGGCGGGGCGCGGCCGCGGCGGCCCGCGGUUCGGAGGCGGGGACCGGGGAUCCCGAUGGGACAACUCCGGUAACAGUUUUGGAGACAACCAGAACUCAGGUUACAAUAACAGGAGCGAUGGUUUCGGCAAUAGACAAGGCGGAGGUUACAACCGCGACAAUUCCAGUUUCCGGCAAGAUGGCGACGGAUUCCGCGGCCGCGGCGGCUCUCGUGGCGGAUCCAGAGGCAGUUCGCGGGGGGGCUCUCGCGGAGGAUUCCAAUCCAACUCGUCCUACCAACAACCUCAACAGUACGGCCAAACACAGAGUUACGACCAAUCACAAAACUUCAACAUGCCCCCCCCAACUAGCUACUACAAUAUGUAUGCGCAACCCCCGCCCCCUCCGGGUAACAAAUUCGGAGCUAAAUAGACUAAUUCAACCAUGGAAAUUUGAUAGUUUUCAAAACUGUUUCCAUAAUCUCCAUUCGCGAAAUAGUGCUUUGCUAUUUAAACUUCUAUAAAUUUUUAUUCAUAGUUCUUAGCUAAAAUUAUCUUUUUAGGGUUAUUUUAUAUUUUAAAAUCGAAAGAAUUUUAUUUAUGAUAAGCUCGAAUUUGUGUUUUCAUCUGCGCGCAUUACGUAGUGUUGUGCAUACAUUUAAUGGAUUCUAUGCCGACCCAUCACCGUUGUCCCAACUAUAGGUAGACUCCCUACAUUCCCACGCAACUGUGACACAAUGUGAAAUAGGUAUUUGAGAAUGUGCAAUUCGAAUAAUAAAUUGUGAUUACAUAUUA